Molecule: messenger RNA, 711 nt
Organism: Cololabis saira (Pacific saury)
Lineage: Eukaryota; Metazoa; Chordata; Actinopteri; Beloniformes; Belonidae
Product: germ cell nuclear acidic protein-like
Exons: 1
Molecular function (GO): protein binding
Source: RefSeq, a predicted model, not a curated record
UGUGAUGAUGAUGAAGAUUGUGAUGAAGAAGAUUGUGAUGAUGAUGAAGAUGAUGAUGAAGAAGAUUGUGAUGAUGAUGAAGAUGAUGAAGAUUGUGAUGAUGAUGAUGAUGAAGAAGAUUGUGAUGAUGAUGAAGAUUGCGAUGAUGAUGAUGAAGAUGAUGAAGAUUGUGAUGAUGAUGAAGAUGAUGAAGAUUGUGAUGAUGAUGAUGAUGAUGAUGAUGAUGAUGAAGAUGAUGAUGAUGAAGAUUGUGAUGAUGAUGAAGAUUGUGAUGAUGAUGAUGAAGAUGAUGAAGAUUGUGAUGAUGAUGAUGAUGAAGAUGAUGAAGAUUGUGAUGAUGAUGAAGAUGAUGAUGAAGAUGAAGAUGAUAGUGAUGAAGAUUGUGAUGAUGAUGAUGAUGAAGAUUGUGAUGAUGAUGAAGAUGAUGAAGAUUGUGAUGAUGAUGAUGAAGAUUGUGAUGAUGAUGAAGAUUGUGAUGAUGAUGAUGAUGAAGAUUGUGAUGAUGAUGAUGAAGAUUGUGAUGAUGAUGAAGAUGAAGAUUGUGAUGAUGAUGAUGAAGAUUGUGAUGAUGAUGAAGAUGGUGAUGAUGAUGAAGAUUAUGAUGAUGAUGAUGAUGAUGAUGAUUGUGAUGAUGAUGAUGAAGAUGAUGAAGAUUGUGAUGAGGAUGAUGAUGAUGAUGAUGAUGAAGAUGAUGACGAUUGUGAUGAUGAU